Molecule: messenger RNA, 1222 nt
Organism: Cryptomeria japonica (Japanese cedar)
Lineage: Eukaryota; Viridiplantae; Streptophyta; Pinopsida; Cupressales; Cupressaceae
Product: 2-methoxy-6-polyprenyl-1,4-benzoquinol methylase, mitochondrial
Exons: 8
Coding region: 89-970 (293 amino acids)
Biological process (GO): ubiquinone biosynthetic process
Cellular component (GO): mitochondrion
Molecular function (GO): methyltransferase activity
Source: RefSeq, a predicted model, not a curated record
UGACAACGUUAAUUCAAUAAAAAUUGAAGGUCAUCAUUUACGUUCAAAUUUAAGUGCGGAACAAGUGCAAAAGAAAGUUGGAAGAAAAAUGGCGCUGAGAUCCAAUCUCCGCAGGUGCUGUUCACAUGUACUUCCUCUGCUCGCCCCCGGCACCAUCGCCGCCUCAUUGCACUCUCAUGCCACUAGUUUUGGAUUUAAAGAAGUGCCAGAAGAGGAAAAGAGCAGAAUGGUUGGUGAUGUUUUCAAAAGGGUUGCUUCAAAAUAUGACAUUAUGAAUGACCUAAUGAGUUGUGGUCUUCAUCGAUUUUGGAAAGACAGACUUGUCUCAAAAUUGAGUCCAUUUCCUGGAAUGCAGCAUCUUGAUGUUGCGGGUGGAACAGGAGAUAUUGCAUUCCGUGUUUUGGAAGCUAUCCAUAGUGUUGAACAUUGUGGGACUUCACGUGUUGCUGCUGAUGAAGAUGAAGAAGAUGAAACACGUGUCUUUGUCUGUGAUAUCAACCCUGCAAUGCUGGAUGUUGGUAGGAAGCGAGCAAUUGAGAGAGGACCUGGAGAAACCCGCUCCUUAGUAUGGAUUGAAGGAGAUGCAGAAGCCCUUAAGUUUGAAGAUGCAUCAAUGGAUGGUUACACUAUUGCUUUUGGGAUAAGAAAUGUGACACAUAUAGAGAAAGCUCUCAGCGAAGCAUACCGAAUCUUAAGGCGGGGAGGUAGAUUCCUUUGUUUGGAGUUGAGCCAUGUUGAUACUCCUGGUUUCCGACAACUUUAUGAUUUUUAUUCAUUCUCAGUAAUUCCAUCUCUUGGGGAAAUUGUUGCUGGGGACCGUAUGUCAUACCAGUAUUUAGUUGAGAGCAUACGCCGGUUUCCAUCUCAGGAUAAAUUUGCUGCAAUGAUUAAGGAGGCAGGCUUUGAGAAAGUUGAGUAUGAGAACCUUGCAGGUGGAGUGGUUGCAAUUCAUUCUGGCUUUAAGUUAUAAUAAAUAUAGAUUGACCUUGUUAUUUGUGAGCAAUUAAUAUUGUAUCUGAAGUGAAUAAUCAGUAAAUUGCAGUAUAUGCUGCUGUUUGAGAAUAAAAAAGUACUAUCUAAUCUCAAUCGCCGAGCCAAGUUUUUCAUAUAUUACUUUAGUAAGAGUUGUUUUCUUUGGUGAGAAGCAUGUAUAUUAAAUUGAUUAAGGAAUUGAAUUUUGAUUUUGAAGAAGCCUUCAUAUAGAAUCAGUCUUUUUGAUGUA